Tarenaya hassleriana is the source of this 1540-nucleotide messenger RNA. Its product is annotated as actin-1-like. Lineage: Eukaryota; Viridiplantae; Streptophyta; Magnoliopsida; Brassicales; Cleomaceae. The transcript has 5 exons. Gene Ontology annotation, cellular component: cytoplasm. Bases 113 to 1246 code for a protein of 377 amino acids. The record is from RefSeq and is a predicted model, not a curated record.
AACUUCCAUUUCUGAGGCUGAGAGUUUCUUCAUUUGCCCUUCGCACGUUCAUUCCUUCUUCCUUCACUCCUCGGCGAGGUCUCGGAGAUUCCCACAAAUCGAGGAAUAGAAAAUGGCCGAAGCCGAGGAUAUUCAGCCCCUUGUCUGUGACAAUGGAACCGGAAUGGUCAAGGCUGGAUUUGCUGGAGAUGAUGCCCCGAGAGCUGUCUUCCCCAGCAUUGUUGGUCGCCCUCGCCACACUGGUGUGAUGGUCGGUAUGGGCCAAAAGGAUGCCUAUGUUGGUGAUGAGGCUCAAUCAAAGAGAGGUAUCCUCACCUUGAAAUAUCCGAUUGAGCAUGGUAUUGUUAGCAAUUGGGAUGAUAUGGAGAAGAUUUGGCAUCACACUUUCUACAAUGAGCUCCGUGUGGCGCCAGAAGAGCACCCGGUCCUUCUCACCGAGGCUCCUCUCAACCCAAAGGCCAACCGUGAGAAAAUGACCCAAAUUAUGUUCGAGACCUUCAACACUCCCGCUAUGUAUGUUGCUAUCCAAGCUGUCCUUUCCCUCUAUGCCAGUGGUCGUACAACUGGUAUUGUCUUGGACUCUGGAGAUGGUGUGAGUCAUACUGUCCCCAUUUAUGAGGGAUAUGCCCUUCCACACGCCAUUCUGCGUCUGGAUUUGGCAGGUCGUGACCUUACUGAUCACCUAAUGAAGAUCUUGACCGAGCGUGGUUACUCUUUCACCACCACGGCUGAGCGUGAAAUCGUCAGGGACAUGAAAGAGAAGCUCGCUUACAUAGCUCUCGACUACGAGCAAGAGAUGGAGACGUCAAAGACGAGCUCAGCAGUCGAGAAGAGCUAUGAACUACCCGAUGGGCAGGUCAUCACCAUAGGUGCUGAGAGAUUCCGCUGUCCUGAGGUCCUCUUCCAACCAUCCUUCAUCGGGAUGGAAGCAGCCGGUAUUCAUGAGACGACAUACAACUCCAUCAUGAAAUGUGAUGUCGAUAUCAGGAAGGAUCUUUACGGAAACAUCGUCCUCAGUGGUGGAACCACCAUGUUUCCGGGUAUCGCUGACAGGAUGAGCAAGGAGAUCACGGCUCUGGCUCCCAGCAGCAUGAAGAUUAAGGUCGUUGCUCCGCCCGAGAGGAAGUACAGUGUAUGGAUCGGAGGAUCCAUUCUUGCUUCCCUCAGCACAUUCCAACAGAUGUGGAUAGCUAAGGCAGAGUACGACGAAUCAGGGCCGUCGAUUGUUCACAGGAAAUGCUUCUAGACAUUGCAGAAGGUACAGCAAUCUGAGUUGUGGACUAAAGAAAAAAUUGCCCUUUUGUGCUCCUUAAUUCACAGAUGCAAAAUGGGUUAUUUACGACAUUUUUUCUUCUUCUUCUUCCUCUUCUUCAUUGUUCUUCUUCAUUUCUUGAGUUUCAUUUCAUGCCCUUUUGUUUUGGUGUUUUCUGCCAUUUAUAUCUAUAAGCCAAUGGACAAAGAGAUCGCUUGAUUUUGUAUUCUUUCUUUGUUUUUGUCAUUUCUCAAAACAUUGAAUAUGGAACCUUUAGAGUUCGUGUAA